CCACAUACUGUCAAGUGUCAUCUUGGUUCCUUUUUACCUUUUUCUUGCUUGUCCUUCAUUCCUCCCUCUCCCCGCAGGUAUGAAGGUGUUGGCUCAAGGAGUAACAGCUCUGGGUGUGCGUCAGACACACCUACUGCAAGCAUGAGACGGAGCAGCAUGCUGAACUCAUUUCUUCCCACUGAAGUAUGAAGUUGCAUUGUUUGACUCUUCAAGCUGAGGUGCUUCCAACUCCCAUAAACACAAUAAAGUAGAGCAUAUUUUUGCUAAAACAAACACACAUGUUUUGUAGUUAUGUAUGCUAUCUCUGCUGUCUCUAUUAUCUGUGGUUUUUUUUGGCAGAAGAGAGAAAUGAGCAUUCCUCAAACUAGACCUUGACUCCUAUCAAAGGUAAUUCCACAGGGUGUGUGUCUGAUAAGCACUGAUACUUGGAAAUUAACAAGUUCUUAAUCAUGAAGUCUAUCAGGCAAAAAUCAGAUGUGAAAAUAUCCAGUUUUGAAAAACAAGUUAAACCUUUUUCUACUUCACAAUUAUCUUCUGUGCCCCAUCUGUCUUUAUUUCUAUGAUGGUUAACAUUGUUACAGUGUGUCAUCUUUCUGGUGUAAAAACUACCUUAGUAUUUUGAUGCUGUACAUAUACAAAUCUACUAGAUAACAAGUUAUACAACUCUGAGAGACAAGUUUUAUAUAGCUCAUAUUAAUAAAUAAUGAUAUACGGCACAUACAAAUCUAAAUGAGACAUUUACUGUCAUGUGUAAAGUAGUAAUGAUGAUCUGAUAUUCAGCCAUCGAGUGACUGGUUCUGCUACAUUCCACCAUGAUUGUAUGUAUAAGUGGAAACAGUCAGUCUUUUAUAAUGUCCUGUCACGUCUUGUGUUUCAUGGACCUGAUACCAGAGCUGCAGCUGUAACAGGUUCAUAGACCAUGUCUAGCCAGUUAUGUAGAGAAAGACAAAAACUAAGGAAAAAAACUCUCAGACUCUCAUCUGAACUUUUAUCUCUUAAAGUGUGAUAUUAGGAGCUUCAUAUUGCUCCCUCAGGGUUCAUAACCUGUUUACUGAUCACACAUUUUUUUUUAAAAACAACACAUUUCUUAGAAAGUAAAAAAUCACAAGAAUGAACACAUGCAGGAAAAACUCCUAGAAAUAUAAAUUCACGGCCUGUGAAGCGUCUGGAGUGUGUGUGUGAAACAGGUCCGCCCGGUCUGCUCCUCUGCUGCUUUUACUGACGACACACCUGCUGGCCUGGGAGGAGCUGAAACAGGUGGACGUUCUUUAACUGAGGGGAGACGCCGCAGGAGACGAAGAGAGGAGUAAGAGAAGAGAGUGAGGAGUCGGAAGAAACACACUCGGACUCAGAUUACAGACGCAGGCCUGAACAGCCUCCCAAGAUGUCGAAGCAUAAGGAUAACAGUCCUGCAAAGAUCAGCAAGAGCCAGGCUACUGACUUGGCUGUGGUGAUUGCUCGCAUGCAGAAGAAUGCAGACCAAGUAGAGAGGAAUAUCCUGCAAUGUGAGGAGCUGCUGCAUUUGGACACAGAGCGCGAUGGGAAGAAUCAACCCCUGAUCUACCAGAAGGAGAAUGCAGAGAACCUGGCAGAGGCUGAGGGGCUGCUGAAGGAUCUCUUCAUGGAUGUGGACAAGGCCAAGAAGCUGCAGCACCCGCAGACUAAUGAGAUAGAGAGAGAUGUGAGAAAUCUCCAUGACCGCUGGUCUAGGGAUUGUGCGACCUACAGGGAACUGUAUGACCAGGUGCAAGAUCUGGUGCUGACACAAAAGAUCGACUGGGAUCCUGUGUUGGAUGAAAAACUGAAACAGUUAAAGGCAGAAGUAUACGGCCUCAACUUGAAUGAUGUAGAGAAGCAGAUUGCAGAACAUAACAUUCUGCACCAGGAGAUCGAAGCGUACAGCGCCCAGAUGCAUCCCAGCACCACCACCUCACAGGAGGAGUACGCCGCCAUCAAGGAGAAAUAUGACAAACUUCUUGAAAGCUCCCAGCAGAGGCGCAGCCACCUAGCCUCUCUGUACGAGUACAUGCAGAGCUGCAGUAAGGAGCUGGUCUACCUGUCAGGCCAGCAGGAGAGAAUCCUCCAGAGAGACUGGAGUGACCAGAUGGCUGACCCCCCAGGCAUCCGCAUGGAGUACGAGAAAUUCAAAAAUAAUGGACUGCUAGCACAUGAGAAAGAGGUCAACCAGCUUCAGGCAGAAGGAGACCGUCUGGUUGAAAUGAAACACCCUUGCAGCCCAACAAUAAAGGCACACAAAGAAGCCGUGCAGAAUGAGUGGCAAGCCUUUCUCAACUUGUGUCUAGCACAGGAAGUUCACCUGGACAACAUUGAAGACUACAAGAAGUUCCAGCUGGAUGCAGAGACACUGUCAGAGUCCCUGGAGAGACUCAAAUCCACUCUGGACCCAAAGUCUUUGUCUGCCAAGAGCAACCCUGAGGUCCUUAUGGCACUGGAGGGAGAUGAACCAGCAGUGAAAAGGAAUGAGCAGCGCUUAGCUGCCCUCAAGGAGCUCAGCAGCAACGUCAAGCCUCUGAAGUUACGUCGAAUCAAGCCCACCAAACACACUACUGUAGUGUCCCUGUGUGACUGGGAAGAUGAAAAUGACACAGUGAGGCGUGGUGAGGAGCUAAUCCUGAAGUCCAACUCGGAUAGUAAGAAGUGGGAGCUUCAGAACAGCACUGGGAAGAUCAAAACCCUGCCUGGUGCGUGUUUCAUGACCCCACCGCCUAAUACUGAGGCCUUGGAGAAAGUAAACAGUCUGGACAGAGAGCUUACAGACUUGAAGAGCCGUAGAUCUGCUCUAUUGGCCUCCUUGAAAAACCCCAUUGUGGAAGUGGUUCGCCCUCAGAAGGCAGCCACUGCAGCCAGUGCCCCAGAAGAUCCUAAAACUGCAGAGCUAGCCAAUAAAUUUGACAAUAUCAACAAUGCCCUGGAUCAGAAUAAAAAAGAAAUCCUGAGCAGACUGAGGACCCCUCUAGACAACCGUAACCCAAUACAAGACCUGACGAACAGGCAGCAAGAGAACGAGAAAUCUGCUCUGACAGUAAAGAAGCUGGAGUCUGAAAAGUCUGUGGUCCAGAGAGAGAUGGACCCUAUUCUGGCCAAGAAACCCCUGGGACCCACCGCUUCUACCCUGCCCAUCAAACUCAGUGCUGCUGACAACAAGAUCGAUGACAUAAACACCCUCAUUGAUCUUUAUAAUAAAAAAGCUAUAGCCUCCAUGUUCCUAGAGAGGCAGAUGCAGAAUGUGGAAGACGCUGUCUCUGGGUUUGAGGAGAAACUGGCUAAAGAUGGCACCAUUCUUGACCAACAGAAUGCCCUCCCCAGUUGCAACCAGCAGCUCCAGGUAAUGCAUAAGAAUGUUGCCUCAAAGAAAGAUGAGGUGAAUAAAUUGGGCAAAGACUUGGACCUGACAGAGCAAGCAUGCAGCUCCUUGCAGCAGAGUUUCAACGAAUACUGCCCCGACAUCCGCCGUCAGGAGAAUAAGGUGAAACAUCUGAAGAACCGUUACACAACUGUCAACAAUCAGCUCCAAGAAAGGUCUGCUCUCAUACAAAAAGCAACCAAUCAAAACCAAGACUUCCAGAAUGCUGUCCAAUCACUGGAUUUCUUCUUGGUCAAUUUGCCCAAUAACAAGAUCAAACCUACUGAUGAUGUGGCACAAAUAACGGCCAAGCAGAACUCUCAGAAGAAAGUGAUGGAGGACAUCGAGAAGAAAUCAGGGGAUUUAAACCGAGUCAAGGCUCUUUCACGUGAUCUGCAGAAUGUCUUAAAUGAAUAUGAGGUUAAGUCAAACACUUACCGUGGCACUCUGAAUGAUGCUGAUGAUACUGAUGAUGACGACGACAAUGACGAUGAACCAGUUCUAAAGAAACGUCAAACUAUGGCUCAAGCUGUACAGAAAAAGGAGAAAGAUCUACUGAACCUUUUCUCUGAGGUGUCUGCAGAAAAUGACCAGCUACUCAGUCACUUGGGGACAGCAAAGAAUAUCAUGGCCAGGAAUGAAGAGAAAGUAAGUCAGGUAGUCGUCAGUCAGCAACAGCAGCUACAGAGCCAAAAGAAGACCGUGGAGGUUAGUGACAGCCUGAAGAAAGACCUGAACGAGGAGAUUACCAGGCGCUUACAUGCUGAAAAUGACCUUGAAACAUACCGGAAGAGGUUCAUGUCUCUGAAAAGCAGGAGAGGAGUGGAGAGGUUGGAGGAGAAGGAGGUGGUGCAGUACUACCGGGACCCCAAACUGGAGAAGGAACUACAGUCCCUGAAAAACAGGAUCCAGGAUGAAUCAUUGAAAAGGUCAAGAACCAAUUCAGACAUAGAAAUCAUCAGUGAGAAGGUAAUGAAACUGGAAACACAGCUGACCAAAGUCGAACCAAAACUGGUGACCAAGAUACUGACUGAAUAUGAGAGAGACCCUCAGCUUGAAAAAGAAGCAGCCAAGAUCAGAGAUGAGAUGCAGAGGAUACAACUGGAGCUUAAAACAAGAGACACAGAGACCGUUCAUGUGAAAACUGAGCUUACGACUUUGGCUCAGCAGAAACCAAAAAUCAGGGAGAAGGUUGUGAAGAAGGAAGUGGUGAGGCUUGAAAAGGAUCCAGAGAUGCUGAAAGCUGUUCUCACGUUCCAGAAUGACAUUGCAGAGGAGGAAUCCCGGUGCAAGUCCCUCAAUGAUAGCAUUUUCAGCACAAGGAGCCAGAUAAACACUCUUGAGAGGGUCAUUCCCACCAUCCAACCCAAGGUAGUCACUAAGGUGGUGAAGCAAAUACAACAAGAUCUAGAAACACUCCAAGAUUCAAACAAGGUACGUAUGGCCUUGGAAGACGAGAAAGAUCAGAACGUUAUCUUGAUGAAGGACCUGACCACAUUACAACUACGUUAUGGUGAAUUGGAGAAGCUCAAGCCUAAAGUCGAGGUCAAGGAGAUCAUCAAUGAGAUUUACAGAGUCGAUCCUGAGACAGAAGUCGAACUGGUGCGUCUGAGGAAAGAGCUGCAGGAGUCUGGCCGAAACCGUACCGAUCUAGAGAAAGAAAUCAACACAGUGAUGGCAACUCUGACUACCCUGCGUGCCCAGAAACCCAAAGUGGAGUACAAAGAGGUAACCCAGGAAGUGAUCAAGGAGGAGAAAAGCCCAGAGGUCAUCAGGGAAUUACAAAGGCUGAACAACCAAGUCUCCCGUCUGCAAGGCAACUAUGACACCAUCCUAGAGCUGCUGACUCAUCUACGCAAAGAAAGAGAUGAGCUGAAAGUUGAAAAAUCCAAAGUGGAGACAAAGCUAGUGAAUAAAGAGGUCAUCAAGUAUGAGAAUGACCCUCUCAUUGAGAAAGAGGCUGACAGACUUCGGAGGAAUGUUAGAGAAGAGAUACAACAACGCCGCAGUGUGGAGGAAUAUCUCUUUGACCUUCAGAACCAACACAUUGUUCUUGAACGGCAGAAGCCAGAGGAGAAGAUUGUAAUGCAGGAAGUGGUGCGUCUUCAGAAGGACCCCAAGCAGAUCCUGGAGCAUGAAAAGUUGAACAAGUCCCUGGAUGAAGAAGUUAAAGCCCGUAGAAAGCUUGAAUUAGAGGUUAGACAGCUCAGACCCCUGGUUCAAGAAAAGGAGCAUACCCUGGCUCAGAUGGACGAUCGCCAGAAGAAGAUUCAAGUAGAGUCGGAGCUUAGGCAAAUCAAAUCUCGCAUUCUUGAGCUGGAAAGUUCUCCACCACCCGUUGAGGAAAAGAUCAUCAUUGAGGAAGUCCUGAAAGUGGAGAGAGACCCGAAGUUGGAGAAACUCACUGAAGGUAUUCGUGUUGACAUGGAUAGUGAGGGCACCAAUAUCAGUCGUCUAGAGAGAGAAAUCUGCAACUUGAAACUCAGGUUGGAAAUUCUGCAAAAGGAGAAGUCAAUUGAGAAGGUUGUUUACAGAGAAGUUGUUCGUGUAGAGAAAGAUCCAGCAGUGGAGGCUGAACGGGAACAUCUAAGAGAGCUAGUCAUGCAGGAAAGGAAUCUCAGGCGUGACCAGGAAGACAACCUUCAGAGCAUCAACAUCAAAAUGAGCCACCUCCAGACAACUACGUCUAUGACCUCUCAGAAGGAGAAGUCUUUCAUUACCAACAAAGAUGCUCUGCAGAGAGAGAAGGAGGAUCUCCUCAAACAGCUCAAAAUGCUAGAGUCUGAAAGACAGGACAUUAGCAUAGCCUUCCAGCAACAGUCUAAGCUGAUGAGUGAGAGAAACCAGCUUGCAUGGCAGAGGAGUCAUAAGACAUCUUCUGAAAUACAACGAUUGGAGAAAGACAUCCUGAAUGAAAAAGACAAAAUACACCAAAAAGAGACGCUCAUCCUUGAACUGCAGGGCAGCAUUAAGAAAGACGACCAGUCUGAAACUCACACCAGAGAGACUAAUCUUUCCACAAGGAUCAGCAUCCUGGAUCCGGACACUGGCAAAGACUUGGCUCCCUAUGAUGCCUACUUGCAAGGGCUAAUUGAUCGCAACCAGUACAUUCACCUGUCAGAGCUUGAGUGUGACUGGGAGGAAAUCACUUCAACUGGUCCAGAUGGGGAUACAACAAUUCUGCAGGAUUGCAAGACUGGGAAGCAGUUCUCUGUCAAGGAUGCCCUCAAGGAUGGUCGCCUGACCCAGUAUGAUGUGAUCCGUUACAAGGAAGGGAAAAUGCCCAUUUCUGAAUUUGCCCUCCUUGUUGCAGGGGAAACCAAAAAGCCCUAUGUUCCUCAAUUAAAUACCCCAAGAUCACCCACCAGACCCACCCAAGCCUCUCCCUUAAACUCCAUGCCAACUUCUCUGAGGUCCUCCUAUACCAGUCUCAACGCUCACCAUAGUGGUAGUUUGGACAACCUCAGUGCAGCAAGUGAUGAGCACUUCCCAAUCUCUGGUAUUUUUGACACCACCACUGAAAGCCGUAUGUCUGUGAGAAGUGCCAUGACCCGCAAGCUCAUAGAUACCGACACAGCUCUGAAGCUGCUAGAGGCACAGGCAGCCUCAGGUGGAAUUGUUGAUUUCACCAAAAAGGACAAAUUCUCUGUCCACAAGGCAGCUGAGAAUGGUCUCAUUGACUCAACACAUAUGUACAAGCUUCUGAAUGCGCAGAAGGCCUUCACUGGAGUCGAGGAUCCUGUGACCAAAGAGCGUCUGGCAGUGGGAACGGCAGCACAGAAAGGGUACAUUCCCCAAGAAAAUGCCAGGAGGUACAUGGAGGCGCAGUACCUGACUGGUGGGUUGGUAGAUCCCACUAAAGCUGGCCGGCUCACUGUCCAAGAAGCUCUGGCCACCAAUCUCAUUGACAACACAACAGCCAAUAACCUGAUAGAUGUGUCUUCCCACACAAAAGAGCUGGUAGACCCCAUCACAAAGGAGAAGAUAUCAUACAAGCAGGCAAUGGACCGGUGUAGGAGAGACAUCAUCACAGGGCUCCUGAUGCUUCCUGCUGCCUCCACCGAUGCCACAGAUGCCCCAUCAUACUCAAACUUUCGGUUUAAUUCCUCUUAGAACAAAGUCUAGAUGUGCAGUUUGAAAUGUGUCAUAUGCUAAAGGGUGUAUGAUAAUGCUAACAGACACAUGUCAAGAAAAAAAUGGAAAUUGAUAUGUUUAUACACAAUUUGAACGCUGCAAAAAAUUUCUUUUGGGGUGAAACUGCACACGUGGAUCUGUCUUUUUCAGUACUAUUUUUGUGUUUGCUGUAAAAAUGAGGGUAAUGUUUUUUUUUGUAUGUUUAUUUUUUUCAGCAUUCUCAAGCUAAAUCCUGCAUAAAUGCCUAAUAAACUUCACAAGCCAUGCACUCAUUUUUUUCUUAUUGUUUGAAAUAUUAACGUUUAAAUCAUUACAACACAUGCAUAUAAUUGAGUCAAUGUAAUUCAUGCAGUAGACAAGGUUUGGGGCAUUCACAACACAUGUAACAAUGUUGACUAUCAAAUGAUUGUCUUCAUUCUGACAUCUGGUUUUUAGCCAUGCUAGCAGCGUGGUUUUAGGGAUGGUAAAGAAGGUCGGUCAGUCAAUUGACCGAAAUGUCUCAUCAAUUGCUGGAUGGAUCGCCAUGAAAUUUUGUACAGACAUUCAUAGUCAGACAAUGUGUCCUAAAUACUUUGAUGAUCCUCUGACUUUUCAUGUAGCAGUACCAUUGGGUUGAUAUAAGUGGUUUUGAAAUGUCUCAACAACUAUUGGAUAGAUUGUCAUGAAGUUUGGUACUGACAUUCAUGUCACCCUCAGGAUGAAUUGUGAUAACUUUGAUCAGCCUCUGACUUUUAGUCUAGUACCAUCAAGUCUACAUCUUGCUUUGUCCAAUUUGAUUUAAGUACUUACAAAACUAACAACAUUCCCAUCAGCCUCAGCUGUACUUUGUGUUUGGUGCUAAUUAGCUAAAGUUAGCAUCCUAACAUGGUGAACUAAGAUGGUGAAUAUGAGCCGUCUCUACACAUCAGAAUCUUAACAUCACACUGAUGUUAGCAUUUAGCUGAAAGCACCAUUGUGUCUAAGCACAGCCUCACAGAGUUGUUAGCAUGGCUGUAGACACUUAGUCUUCUUAAUAUUAAUAUGGGAAAUAUACAAUUUAUGAUGCAUAUCUUCCCAUUCCCAUAAACAACUUGCUCCACAAGACAGUGAAUCAUCUACUGUACAAAUAAAGCAUACUGCAUGA
Thunnus maccoyii (southern bluefin tuna) is the source of this 8621-nucleotide messenger RNA. It is a transcript of the gene evplb, whose product is annotated as envoplakin b. The transcript is spliced from 22 exons. Bases 1385 to 7477 code for a protein of 2030 amino acids. NCBI's taxonomy places the organism in Eukaryota, Metazoa, Chordata, Actinopteri, Scombriformes, Scombridae. The record is from RefSeq and is a predicted model, not a curated record. Gene Ontology annotation, molecular function: cadherin binding; structural molecule activity. Gene Ontology annotation, cellular component: membrane; cytoskeleton; intermediate filament. Gene Ontology annotation, biological process: wound healing; intermediate filament cytoskeleton organization.